Cryptococcus deneoformans JEC21 is the source of this 1558-nucleotide messenger RNA. RefSeq lists its product as hypothetical. The record is from RefSeq and is a predicted model, not a curated record. The transcript is spliced from 6 exons. Bases 118 to 669 code for a protein of 183 amino acids. Gene Ontology annotation, molecular function: cyanate hydratase activity; DNA binding. NCBI's taxonomy places the organism in Eukaryota, Fungi, Basidiomycota, Tremellomycetes, Tremellales, Cryptococcaceae.
ACUCACACUCACUUUUCACAAUUCAAAACUGCCAGUUGAUAGCUUUAUCUAUUACCUUCGGUCUACUGCCGCCUAAUAUUGUUGUCCCGUUUCUACUCCCAGCGAUCCAACACCAUCAUGUUCAACCUCCCUUACCACUGCAAGGCCUUGCUCACAGCUAAACAGGAGAGAGGCUUAACUUUCGAUGAUGUCGCUAAGGCCAUUAAUAAGCCUGAAGUAUGGACCACUGCCCUCUUUUAUGGUCAAGCAAGCACCGAUAAGAGUACCGCGGAAGCUAUCUUGAAGGCUUUAGGAGGCGAGCAAUUCUGGACCGAUUAUAAUGAUAGGUUGGAAGCAGGUCAGGAAAAGAUUGACAUCCGGAGAGUACUGAAUGGGUUAUCUGGCAACGGUGAAGAAAAUAUGGGCGUAAAGGGCAUGGUCACCAGAGGCGCUACUUUUGAGGUUCCUCCCAAAGACCCAGUACUCUACAGGCUUUACGAAGUGCUGGUUGUUUAUGGAUACUCUUACAAAGCCCUUAUCUAUGAAAAGUUCGGUGACGGCAUUAUGUCAGCCAUAGAUUUCCGUACUUCUUUGGAGCGCAAGAAGGAUCCGAAAGGGGAUCGAGUUGUGAUUACAAUGGAUGGCAAGUUUCUCCCUUACUCUGACCCUUCUGCUUGGGGUACACAGUAAUCGGGGUCAUUGAGCCUAUCUGACUGAAUGCUGUGGUUUCUGUCUCGUGACAAAGGUCCUCCAUAUACAGACAGCCUAAUCAUGUAUAAAGUUUCAAGACGCCUCUCAGAUUGGACCAUUCUUUUCUUUAACUCGACCUCAUUUUGGAACUCCUGCGGUUUGUAGUCCCGUUGCCCUCGGAAAAUGAAGCUAUUUAAAUCACACUUUACCCAAGCCACAUUCUCAAUGAGUUCGUUAGACGCGGUCUACCCCUUUUCCCCUCAUCGGGACGGACAUGGGAGGACGAGCUCCUGACAAAACAGAUACAGCGAUUCCUACGGGUGUGGUCUGAACAGAUUGGAGAACGGCCUGUUCAUCGAUGGAUUCUUCGACAAUAGUGUUAGCGGCAGGGGUGGCUGGUACACCGGUAGGCGCAGUAUCCAUUUGUAUUUCCUCUGAUGUGGCUGAAGCGAUACCGCCAGCACCGGCAGAGUUCCCGUAGGCUACGAGCUGGUUGAAGGGCUUACGCCAAGUAGUGUAAGAGCGUCCAAAGUUAAUGAGGGUGUAGGUCACUUCAAAGAGAAGUAUGCCGAGAAGCUACGAGCAUUUCUUGAGCUUUCUCCGCACCUAAACAAAUGUGAAUACCUACAAGGAAAGUCAUCACCCAACUAAGACCUAUCGUUGCGGUCCCGAGGCUAUAGAAGACAUGUUGGUUAGCCACGUACUUGGCUAUGGUAGAUCAAAACAUACCGCCCCCAGAAGCUGAUAUCGGAGGGUCAGAAAAAAAUGCGUGACAUAAUUCAAUUCUGAUUACCCAGGAAGAAAAUGAACCAAAUUGACAAGAAAAUUGUAUCAAGCAUCACGGAGAUGAAGACAUUUUCUGGUUGGAUGAAUGUGACCACCAAUCUGU